CCACAGUAAAGACGCUCCUCCCCACCUUCACCUCUUCCUAGGGCUCCCGCCUUGUCCAGGUCCAGAAGGAACCCCAAGCCCCAUCCAUCGGGACACACCCCCAGCCUCAACUUCCGCGCGUCUUUUAACCCCUUCCCCGCCGCAACCAUGUCCAACAACAUGGCCAAGAUUGCCGAGGCCCGCAAGACGGUGGAACAGCUGAAGCUGGAAGUGAACAUCGACCGCAUGAAGGUGUCGCAGGCAGCAGCGGAACUCCUGGCUUUCUGCGAAACGCAUGCCAAAGAUGACCCGCUGGUGACGCCAGUACCCGCCGCGGAGAACCCCUUCCGCGACAAGCGCCUCUUUUGUGUUCUGCUCUGAACCCUCCAGACAGCUUACCCUCCCCUGCCAAAGUAUGGAUCCAAUAAACUUGGUAAUUGUG
Chlorocebus sabaeus (green monkey) is the source of this 421-nucleotide messenger RNA. RefSeq names its product G protein subunit gamma 8 (gene GNG8). Gene Ontology annotation, cellular component: heterotrimeric G-protein complex. Gene Ontology annotation, molecular function: G-protein beta-subunit binding. Gene Ontology annotation, biological process: G protein-coupled receptor signaling pathway. Lineage: Eukaryota; Metazoa; Chordata; Mammalia; Primates; Cercopithecidae. The record is from RefSeq and is a predicted model, not a curated record.